This is a messenger RNA of Coregonus sp. 'balchen', 33113 nucleotides long. NCBI's taxonomy places the organism in Eukaryota, Metazoa, Chordata, Actinopteri, Salmoniformes, Salmonidae. The record is from the annotation of a GenBank genome assembly.
AUGUGUCAGACCAAAGAGAAAGAGAGCCACAGAGGCAGAGCGGCCUGUCUGUCUGUAUGUCUUACAGCCUGUCUCACAAUCAGGAGAGAUGGUGACACAUAAAAGACACUACGUUAGAUCAGGGGUAGAGAAGACCUGUCACAUGUACCUCUCCUCCUCUCUCUGCCUCCCUCUCACCAUCCCUCAAACAGCCGUGCUUGGUCCUUCUCUUUUUCUCUUUUUAAUGUCAUUCCUGCAUUACUGCACUCUAUCCCCCUCUAUUUUGCUUUCUUCAUGUCCUUCCCUCCAUCUCCCUCUCUCUCCUCCCCUCCAUCUCCCUCUCUCUCCUCUCCUGCAUCUCCCCCUCUCUGUAGUAUUCUCCCUGUGAAGUAUGCAGUGUGAAGUGUGAGUGCCCAGGGUGGAGGGGGUUUGACAGAGGGAUGUGUAGAGGGUCAGGGUGGAGAGUGUUAGAGAGAGUGAUAUGUAGAGGGUCAGGGUGGAGAGUGUUAGAGAGAGUGAUAUGUAGAGGGUCAGGGUGGAUGGUGUUAGACAGAGUGAUGUGUAGAGGGUCAGGGUGGAGAGUGUUAGUGAUGUGUAGAGGGUCAGGGUGGAGAGUGUUAGACAGAGUGAUGUGUAGAGGGUCAGGGUGGACGGUGUUAGAGUGAUGUGUAGAGGGUCAGGGUGGAGAGUGUUAGUGAUGUGUAGAGGGUCAGGGUGGAGAGUGUUAGACAGAGUGAUGUGUAGAGGGUCAGGGUGGAGAGUGUUAGACAGAGUGAUGUGUAGAGGGUCAGGGUGGAGAGUCUUAGACAAAGUGAUGUGUAGAGGGUCAGGGUGGAGAGUGUUAGAGAGAGUGAUGUGUAGAGGGUCAGGGUGGACGGUGUUAGAGUGAUGUGUAGAGGGUCAGGGUGGAGAGUUAGACAGAGUGAUGUGUAGAGGGUCAAGGUGGAGAGUGUUAGACAGAGUGAUGUGUAGAGGGUCAAGGUGGAGAGUGUUAGACAGAGUGAUGUGUAGAGGGUCAGACAUGUAUUAGUCAGGAGAUGACCUCAUUCACUUUCAACUGCGUCUCACAGGCUACAGACUGAAAUAUCAAGUACAGCCAUACGUACAGUAUGUGGACAUACACACAAUCAAACACACACAGAGAGAGAUGCAAUAGACACAUACUGUGUGUACAGAAGCCAAACUCUAAACAAAGAGGAGAACCGGGACAGAAGGAACACUUCAGGUUUGAUAUGUAUGAAAAUGAACCAUUUUGCCUUACAAUAUUAAUCAGACUUAAAUUGAUCACAUAAUAGCUAUACUAACCAUAAUUUCCUCAUCUCACUUUCAUGGGAAUGUAGUAGAUGUUUCUUCACAAUUUUCAAUUACUAUUCAUGCUUAGCCCUACCGAUGUUACUUCCGCUCUCCUGUAAAUUCUCCCUGGCUAGCAUCCAAUACUAGCUAGCAAGAUAUUUCAAACCUAUGCUGUCAUUUAGUCACUAGAUGGGUUAAGAAAAUAACAUACAGUACCAGUCAAAAGUUUGGACACACCUACUCAUUCAAGGGUUUUCCUUUAUUUUUUACUAUUUUCUACAUUGAAGAAUAAUUGUGAAGACAUCAAAACUAUGAAAUAACACAUAUGGAAUCAUGUAGUAACCACUCUUGGCAUUCUCUCAACCAGCUUCACCUGUAAUGCAUUUCCAACAGUCUUGAAGGAGUUUCCACAUAUGCUGAGCACUUGUUAGCUGCUUUUCCUUCACUCUGCCGUCCGACUCAUCCCAAACCAUCUCAAUUGGGUUGAGGUCUGGGGAUUGUGGAGGCCAAGUCGUCUGAUGCAGCACUCCAUCAUUCUCCUUCUUGGUAAAAUAGCCCUUACACAGCCUGGAGGUGUGUUGGGUCAUUGUCCUGUUGAAAAACAGAUGAUAGUCCCACUAAGCCCAAACCAGAUGGGAUGGCGUCUCGUUGCAGAAUGCUGUGGUAGCCAUGCUGGUUAAUUGUGCCUUGAGUUCUAAAUAAAUCACAGACAGUGUCACCAGCAAAGCACCCCCACACCAUAACACCUCCUCCUCCAUGCUUUACGGUGGGAACUACACAUGUGGAGAUCAUCCGUUCACCCACACCGCGUCUCACAAAGACACAGCAGUUGGAACCAAAAAUCUCACAUUUGGACUCCAGACCAAAGUACACAUUUCCACCUGUCUAAUGUCCAUUGCUCGUGUUUCUUGGCCCAAGCAGGUCUCUUCUUAUUAUUGGUGUCCUUUAAUAGUGGUUUCUUUGCAGCAAUUUGACCAUGAAGGCCUGAUUCACACAGUCCCCUCUGAACAGUUGAUGUUGAAAUGUGUCUGUGACUUGAACUCUGUGAAGCAUUUAUUUGGGCUGCAAUUUCUGAGGCUGGUAACUCUAAUGAACUUACCCUCUGCAGUAGAGGUAACUCUGCGUCUUCCAUUCCUGUGGAGGUCCUCAUGAGAGCGAAUUUCAUCAUAGCGGUUUUUGCGACUGUACUUGAAGAAACUUUCAAAGUUCUUGAAAUGUUCCGUAUUGACUGACUUCAUGUCUUAAAGUAAUGAUGGACUGUUGUUUAUCUUUGCUUAUUUGAGCUGUUCUUGUCAUAAUAUGGACCUGGUCUUUAUACCCCCCAUAUCUUGUCACAACACAACUGAUUGGCUCAAGAAGGAAAUAAAUUCAACAAAUUAACUUUUAAGAAGGCACACCUGUUAAUUGAAAUGCAUUCCAGGUGACUACUUCAUGAAGCUGGUUGAAAGAAUGCCAAGAGUGUGCAAAGCUGUCAUCAAGGCAAAGGGUGGCUAUUUAAAGAAUUUCAAAUAUAAAAUAUAUUUUGAUUUGUUUAACACUUUUUUGGUUAUUAUAUGAUUCCAUAUGUGUUAUUUCAUAGUUUUGAUGUCUUCACUAUUAUUCUGCAAUGUGGAAAAUAAAGAAAAACCCUUGAAUGAGUAGGUGUGUCCAAACUUUUGACUGGUAGUGUAUGUUUGGAACUGAAAAAAAAGUUUGAUUAAAAAAAGGUUGAUAACUCAUUGAAAUGUUGUCGCAGCGUGCAGAUUUUUUGCAGGUAGGUUGUCUUCCGCAAUAGGCACGUGUGUCAUUAAGUCAGUCUAGCUUUUGUGUCAUUUGAGAAAAUGGGUGAGUUAUAUCCACCCUGCGUUACUUUCAUCCAGGUUCUCAUCGACAUUCAGAAACACGUGAUUAAAACAUACAAACAACAUUUACUCAAUCACACACAUUCGGUGCCUUCAGAAAGUAUCCAAACCCCUUCCCUGACUUUUUCCACAUUUUGUUGUGUUACAGCCUGAAUUUAAAAUGUAUUACAUUUAGAUUUUGUGUCACUGGCCUACACACAAUACUCCAUAAUAUCAAAGUAGAUUUUUUUAAAUAUAUAUUUAUUUUAAUUAAUAGAAAAUGAAAAGCUGAAAUGUCUUGAGUUAACAACUAUGAUAAACUGGGUGAUUUGAGCCCUGAAUGCUGAUGGGCUGAAAGCCGUGGUAUAUGAGACCGUAUACCACUGGUAUGACAAAACAUGUAUUUUUACUGCUCUAAUUAUGUUUUUAACCUGUUUAUAAUAGCAAUAAGGCACCUUGGAGGUUUGUAAUGUAUGGUCAAUAUACCAUGGAUAAGGGCUGUAUCCAGGCACUGUCACGUUCGCUUAAGGAGGAGGACCAAUGCGCAGCGUUGAAUGCGUACAUAUUAUUUAUUAAACAGAUCACCCGAUCAAAACAACGAACAAAACGUGAAGUCCUUCGAUACACACAAACCAAAAGGAACAAGAAACCACAACACAAAGUGAAAAGACCGAUAGUUAAAUAUGGCUCCCAAUCAGAGACAACCAGCUGACACUCGUUGCCUCUGAUUGGGAGUCACUCAGGCCAACAUAGAUAUACCAAACAUAGACUUACACACCCUGGCUCAACAUAACAUAGUCCCCAGAGCCAGGGCGUGACAGUACCCCCCCCCCAAAGGCGCGGACUCCGGCCGCGCCAAACAACCACAACAGGGGAGGGACCGGGUGGGCACUCCGCCUCGGCGGCGGAUCCGGCUCCGGACAUGACCCAGGCACGGGUUGUGCUGGACUGACGACGCACACCCCUGGCUUGAUGCGUGGAGGAGGAACGGGCCGGACCGGGCUGACGAAGCGCACCCCUGACUUGGUGCGGGGAGCAGGAAUGAGCCGGACCGGGCUGACGACGCGCACCACUGACCUGGUGCGGGGAGCUUGGAUGGGCCGGACUGGGCUGGCGACACGCACCACAGACUUGGUGCGGAGAGCAGGAACGGGCCGGACAGGGCUGACGAAACGCACCAUAGACUUGGUGCGGAGAGCAGGCACGGGCCGUGCCGGACUGACGACGCACACCACUGGCUUAGUGCGGGAAGCUUGGAUGGGCCGGACUGGGCUGGCGACGCGCACCACAGACUUGGUGCGGAGAGCAGGAACGGGCCGUGCCAGACUGACGACGCACACCACUGGCUUGGUGCGGGAAGCUUGGAUGGGCCGGACUGGGCUGGCGACGCGCACCACAGACUUGGUGCGGAGAGCAGGAAUGGGCCGGACCGGGCUGGCGACGCGCACCACCGACUUGGUACGGAGAGCAGGAACGGGCCGGACAGGGCUGACGACGCGCACCACCGGCUCGGUGCGAGAGGCAGGAACAGGCCGAACCGUACUGGGGACACACGCCACUGGCCCUAUGCAGGGAUCAGGAACGGGCCGGACCGGACUGGUAAUACACCCCAGUACCUCUCGCCGUGCCUCCACACUUUCCCUCUCCUCUGUGACCAGUGGCCCCCUUAACCUGGCGGCCUCCUCUGCACACCCGCUGGACCGCUCCAUCGCGGCCUCCGGCUGCCCCGUCGUCCACGUCGUGAGCCCCCCCCUAAAAAAUUUCUGGGGUUCUCUCCUCCCCAUGGACCAGGCCUCCCUAGCUCUCGCCAGACUCUCGAUCCAUUGCUUCAUAGACCAGCCUCUCUCCUCUUCACUUAGCGUGGCCCAGCCGAAACUCCUACUCCCCUGAUCCCAGGUCCUUCCUCUCUCCUCUUCACGCUGCUUGGUCCAUUUUUGGUGGUUUCUUCUGUCACGUUCGCUUAAGGAGGAGGACCAAUGCGCAGCGUUGAAUGCGUACAUAUUAUUUAUUAAACAGAUCACCCGAUCAAAACAACGAACGAAACGUGAAGUCCUUCGAUACACACAAACCAAAAGGAACAAGAAACCACAACACAAAGUGAAAAGACCGAUAGUUAAAUAUGGCUCCCAAUCAGAGACAACCAGCUGACACUCGUUGCCUCUGAUUGGGAGUCACUCAGGCCAACAUAGAUAUACCAAACAUAGACUUACACACCCUGGCUCAACAUAACAUAGUCCCCAGAGCCAGGGCGUGACAGGCACUCCGCAUUUCGUCGUUCAUAAGAACAGCCCUUAGCCGUGGUAUAUUGGCCAUAUACCACACCCCCUCGUGAGUUAUUGAUUAAUUCAACCCCUUUGUUAUAUGGCUAGGCUAAUUAAGUUCAGGAGUACAAAUGUGCUUAACAAGUCACAUAUUAAGUUGCAUGGACUGACUGUGUGCAAUAAUAGUGUUUAACAUGAUUUCUUUACGACUACCUCAUCUCUGUACCCUACACAUACAAUUAUCUGUAAGGUCCCUCAGUCGAGCAGUGAAUUUCAAACACAUAUUCAACCACAAAGAUCAGGGAGUUUUCCAAUGCCUCACAAAGAAGGGCACCUAUUGGUAGACAGGUAAAAAUAAAAAUAAAGCAAACAUUGAAUAUUCACCAAAUGAUUGAAGGAGGAAACAAAGUACUUUAAUCAUAUGUUUUUGUUUCAGUCGCCUCCAUCUCCUCUAACUGAAGCUAAUUGUAGAGAUUUUUUCUAUUGAUAAUGUAAAAUUAACAGCCAUACAGAAAGACUCAUGUGAAGGUGAAAUUACAGAGGAGGAACUUAUGGAUGCAAUUAAAGACAUUAAGUUCGGGAAAACUCCAGUGUUGGAUGGCAUACCAGUCGAGGUAUACCAAACCUUUUUUGAUAUACUCAGAGGACCGUUAUUAGCAUGUUUUAACCACUCCUAUGUAAAUGGUAGAUUAUCAGACACUCAAGAAGAAGGCCUGAUUUCAUUAUUACUGAAACAGGAUACAAGUGGAAAAUAUAAAGUCCAUUAAAAAAAUUGGAGGCCCCUUACACUUCAGUGUUGUGAUUCAAAUAUUUUAGCAAAAUGUAUAGCACAUAGAAUUAAAAAGGUAGUGUCGGACAUUAUUCAUUCUAAUCAGACAGGUUUUUUACAUGGACGAUACAUUGGAGAUAAUAUAAGGCAAGUACUGGAAACAAUAGAACACAAUAAAAAAUCUGGGAAACCAGGCCUGCUAUUCAUAGCAGACUUCAAAAAGGCAUUUGAUAAAGUACGACUGGGGAUUAUAUAUACAUGCCUGGAGCAUUUCAAUUUUGGAGAAUCUCUUAUAAAUUGGGUUUAAAUCAUGUAUAGUAACCCUAGGUAUAACAUAGUAAAUAAUGGCUAUUUCUCCCAAAGUUUUAAACUGUCAAGAGCAGUGAAACAAGGUUGUCCACUAUCGGCAUAUCUAUUUAUUAUGGCUAUCGAGAUGUUAGCUAUUAAAAUCAGAUCCAACGAUAAUAUCAAGGGAUUAGAAAUCCAGGGCUUAAAAACAAAGGUGUCAUUGUACGCUGAUGAUUAAUCUUUUAUUUUAAAUUCACAACUAGAAUUCCUCCACAGCCUCAUAGAGGAUCUAGAUACAUUUUCUAACCUCUCUGGACUACAACCAAAUUAUGAUAAAUGUACUAUAUGACGAAUUGGAUCACUAACAAAUAAAAUUUUACAUUACCAUAUAGUUUACCAAUAAAAUAGUGUGAUGGAGAUGUGGAUAUACUCGGAAUACAUAUCCCAAAUGAAAUAAAUGAUCUCACUCCAAUACAUUUUAAUAGAAAGUUAGCAAAAAUAGAUAAUAUCUUGCUACCAUGGAAAGGUAAAUACCUGUAAAUUUAUGGAAAAAUCACCCUGAUUAACUCUGUAGUAUUAUCCCAGUUUACCUAUUUGCUUGUGGUCUUGCCUAUGCCUAGCGAACAGUUCUUUUAAUUAUAUGAGAAAAAAAAUAUUCAAUUUUAUUUGGAACGGCAAGCCAGACAAAAUUAAAUGAGCCUAUUUAUAUAAUGAAUAUGAAUUUGGAGGACAUAAAUGUUUAAAUAUUAAAGCAUUAGACCUAUCACUAAAAGCUUCAGUCAUACAAAAGUUAUACUUAAAUCCGAACUGGUUCUCUAGCAAAUUAGUAAGAUUGUCUCACCCAAUGUUCAAGAAUGGCCUUUUUCCCUUUAUUCAGAUUACAACCUCUCACUUUCAGUUAUUUGAAAAGGAAAUAAUCUCCCAAAUAUCACUAUAACUAAAACAAGCCAUAGAAAGUUGGUUGCAAUUUCAAUUUAAUCCUCCAGAAACGACAGAACAAAUAAUGUAACAAAUAUUGUGGUUAAACUCAAAUAUACUAAUUGAUAAAACACUUUUUUUUGACAAAAUGUUUAAAAAAGGUAUAAUCUUCGUAAAUGAUAUAAUCGGUAGGACUGGUGGAGUUAUGUCACACAUGCAGCUAAAACAUAUGGAAAUGUCUGCUCUACCCAAAAUUACAACAAAAUAAUUGCAGCAUUACCACAAAAAUGGAAGAGGAAAGUGGAAGGGGGAAAAAGUAAGGAACUUGUCUGUCGGCCUUGUAUUAAAGAACAUAAUUGGUUAAAGAAAACUGUGAUAAAUAAAAAAGUAUACCAGUUUCAUUUAAGGACCAACGGAUUGACAGCCGUCCCAUAUAGAUUGCAAAAUAGUUGGGAAUAGAUUUUUGACAUACCGAUUCCAUGGCAUAGUGUUUAUAAACUGAUACGCAAAAUGACGCCGGAUUCAAAACUUAGAAUUUUUCAAUUUAAAUUAUUGUAUACAAUUCUUGCUACCAAUAGAAUGUUAUUUAUAUGGGGGAUACAAUCUUCCCAGCUCUGCAGAUUUUGCUGCGAAGAGACAUAAUCAUUAGAUAAUUUUUUUUGGUACUGUCCAUUUGUAGCUUGUUAUUGGACACAGGUACAGGAAUGGCUAAAGGAUUGCAAUAUUUACCUGUAGCUAACCCUGCAGAUAGCAUUACUGGGUGAUCUGAAAAGUCAUAGUCAAUCGAUCAAUAAUAUAAUAAUACUUUUAGCUAAAAUGUUUAUUUUCAAUUUACAAUCUGUAGAAACAAUGAGAAUAGAAAGGUUCAGAACUUUUGUAAAACAUCACAGUACAGUUAAAAAAGAUAUGGCAAAUAGAAAUCCAAUAUGGAUGGUGUUGAAUGGAGUUGAAGGAUGGGACUAAUAAUAAAAAGUAACAACAACUAAUAACAACAAGAUAACUAAUAAUGUAAAGCAUACUGUGUCCAUAAUAAGUAUAUAGGUUAUAGGUUUAGAGCUUUUGUGAAAGAGCACAGUUAGAAACAUAUGGCAUAUAGAAGCAAACCGGAUGGACAUCAUGAAAAUUAUCGUAGAGGUUGACGGUAGAGGAAGUUCAGGAGUAAAAACAAACAAAAUAUAAUUAUUGUAAAAUUGACUUUGUCCAUAAAAUGUAUAUAUUAUGUAUAAGCUGGAUGUAGAGGCCUAAGCAUUGAUGUUCACUAGUUUACUCCAAUUAGGGAAGGGGUGGUGGGGUUGGAAAGUAAUAAAGGGAAAUAAUUUUUUUAAAGGAUAUGUAUAUGUGUGUAAAUGUGUAUGUAUAUAUAUAUAUAUAGAUAUAGAUAUAUAUAUAUAUAUAUAUAUAUAUAUAUAUAUAUAUAUAUAUAUCUAUAUAUAUAUAUAUAUAUAUACAGUGUAUAUAUACAGUGGGGGAAAAAAGUAUUUAGUCAGCCACAAAUUGUGCAAGUUCUCCCACUUAAAAAGAUGAGAGAGGCCUGUAAUUUUCAUCAUAGGUACACGUCAACUAUGACAGACAAAUUGAGAUAAAAAGUUCCAGAAAAUCACAUUGUAGGAUUUUUUAUGAAUUUCUUUGCAAAUUAUGGUGGAAAAUAAGUAUUUGGUCACCUACAAACAAGCAAGAUUUCUGGCUCUCACAGACCUGUAACUUCUUCUUUAAGAGGCUCCUCUGUCCUCCACUCGUUACCUGUAUUAAUGGCACCUGUUUGAACUUGUUAUCAGUAUAAAAGACACCUGUCCACAACCUCAAACAGUCACACUCCAACCUCCACUAUGGCCAAUACCAAAGAGCUGUCAAAGGACACCAGAAACAAAAUUGUAGACCUGCACCAGGCUGGGAAGACUGAAUCUGCAAUAGGUAAGCAGCUUGGUUUGAAGAAAUCAACUGUGGGAGCAAUUAUUAGGAAAUGGAAGACAUACAAGACCACUGAUAAUCUCCCUCGAUCUGGGGCUCCACGCAAGAUCUCACCCGUGGGGUCAAAAUGAUCACAAGAACGGUGAGCAAAAAUCCCAGAACCACACGGGGGGACCUAGUGAAUGACCUGCAGAGAGCUGGGACCAAAGUAACAAAGCCUACCAUCAGUAACACACUUCGCCGCCAGGGACUCAAAUCCUGCAGUGCCAGAUGUGUCCCCCUGCUUAAGCAAGUACAUGUCCAGGCCCGUCUGAAGUUUGCUAGAGUGCAUUUGGAUGAUCCAGAAGAGGAUUGGGAGAAUGUCAUAUGGUUAGAUGAAACCUAAAUAUAACUUUUUGGUAAAAAACUCAACUCGUCGUGUUUGGAGGACAAAGAAUGCUGAGUUGCAUCCAAAGAACCCCAUACCUACUGUGAAGCAUGGGGGUGGAAACAUCAUGAUUUGGGGCUGUUUUUCUGCAAAGGGACCAGGACAACUGAUCCGUGUGAUAUUUUGAGUGAAAACCUCCUUCCAUCAGCAAGGGCAUUGAAGAUGAAAUGUGGCUGGGUCUUUCAGCAUGACAAUGAUCCCAAACACACCGCCCGGGCAACGAAGGAGUGGCUUCGUAAGAAGCAUUUCAAGAUCCUGGAGUGGCCUGUCUCCAGAUCUCAUCCCCAUAGAACAUCUUUGGAGGGAGUUGAAAGUCUGUGUUGCCCAGCGACAGCCCCAAAACAUCAUUGCUCUAGAGGAGAUCUGCAUGGAGGAAUGGACCAAAAUACCAGCAACAGUGUGUGAAAACUCCUGAGUGGCGCAGUGGUCUAAGGCACUGCAUCACAGUGCUAACUGUGCCACUAGAUCGUGGUUUGAAUCCAGGCUCUGUCGCAGCCGGCCGUGACCGGGAGACUCAUGGGCGGCGCACAAUUGGCCCAGCGUCGUCCAGGGUAGGGGAGGGAAUGGCCGGCAGGGAUGUAGCUCAGUUGAUAGAGCAUGGCGUUUGCAAUGCCAGGGUUGUGGGUUCGAUUCCCACGGGGGGCAGUAUAAAAAAAAAAUGUAUUCACUAACUGUAAGUCGCUCUGGAUAAGAACGUCUGCUAAAUGACUAAAAUGUAAAUGUAAAACCUUGUGAAGACUUACAGAAAACGUUUGACCUGUGUCAUUGCCAACAAAGGGUAUAUAACAAAGUAUUGAGAAACUUUUGUUAUUGACCAAAUACUUAUGUUCCACCAUAAUUUGCAAAUAAAUUCAUAAAAAAUCCUACAAUGUGAUUUUCUGGAUUUUAUUUUCUCAUUUUGUCUGUCAUAGUUGACGUGUACCUAUGAUGAAAAUUACAGGCCUCUCUCAUCUUUUUAAGUUGGAGAACUUGCACAAUUGGUGGCUGACUAAAUACUUUUUUCCCCCACUGUACAUUCAAAAAUUAGUAUUUGGUAGCAUUGCCUUUAAAUUGUUUAACUUGGGUCAAUUGUUUCGGGUAGCCUUCCACAAGCUUCCCACAAUAAGUUGGGUGAAUUUUGGCCCAUUCCUCCUGACAGAGCUGGUGUAACUUAGUCAGGUUUGUAGGUUUCCUUGCUCGCACACGCUUUUUCAGUUCUGCCCACACAUUUUCUAUAGGAUUGAUGUCAGGGCAUUAUGAUGGCCACUCCAAUACCUUGACUUUGUUGUCCUUAAGUCAUUUUGACACAACUCUGGAAGUAUGCUUGGGGUCAUUGUCCAUUUGGAAGACCCAUUUGCGACCAAGCUUUAACUUCCUGACUGAUGUCUUGAGAUGUUGCUUCAAUAUAGCCACAUAAUUUUCCUUCCUCAUGAUGCCAUCUAUUAUGUGAAGUGCACCAGUCCCUCCUGCAACAAAGCACCCCAACAGCAUGAUGCUGCCACCCCCGUGCUUCACCUCCAAUUGAUUCAAACAAUGUCAAUUAGCCUAUCAGAAGCUUCUAAAGCCGUAACAUCAUUUUCUGGAAUUUUCCAAGCUGUUUAAAGGCACAGUCAACUUAGUGUAUGUAAACUUCUGACCCACUGGAAUUGUGAUACAGUGAAUUAUAAGUGAAAUAAUCUGUCUGUAAACAAAUGUUGGGAAAAUUACUUGUGUCAUGCACAAAGUAGACAUCCUAACCGACUUGCCAAAACUAUAGUUUGUUAACAAGAAAUGUGUGGAGUGGUUGAAAAAUGAGUUUUAAUGAAUCCAACCUAAGUGUUUGUAAACUUCUGAAUUCAACUGUAUAUACAGUGGGGAGAACAAGUAUUUGAUACACUGCCGGUUUUGCAGGUUUUCCUACUUACAAAGCAUGUAGAGGUCUGUAAUUUUUAUCAUAGGUACACUUCAACUGUGAGAGACGGAAUCCAGAAAAUCACAUUGUAUGAUUUUUAAGUAAUUAAUUUGCAUUUUAUUGCAUGAAAUAAGUAUUUGAUCACCUACCAAACAGUAAGAAUUCCGGCUCUCACAGACCUGUUAGUUUUUCUUUAAGAGCCUUCCUGUUCUCCACUCAUUACCUGUAUUAACUGCACCUGUUUGAACUCGUUACCUGUAUAAAAGACACCUGUCCACACACUCAAUCAAACAGACUCCAACCUCUCCACAAUGGCCAAGACCAGAGAGCUGUGUAAGGACAUCAGGGAUAAAAUUGUAGACCUGCACAAGGCUGGGAUGGGCUACAGGACAAUAGGCAAGCAGCUUGGUGAGAAGGCAACAACUGUUGGCGCAAUUAUUAGAAAAUGGAAGAAGUUCAAGAUGACGGUCAAUCACCCUCUGUCUGGGGCUCCAUGCAAGAUCUCACCUCGUGAGGCAUCAAUGAUCAUGAGGAAGGUGAGGGAUCAGCACAGAACUACACGGCAGGACCUGGUCAAUGACCUGAAGAGAGCUGGGACCACAGUCUCAAAGAAAACCAUUAGUAACACACUACACCUUCAUGGAUUAAAAUCCUGCAGCGCACACAAGGUCCCCCUGCUCAAGCCAGCGCAUGUCCAGGCCUGUCUGAAGUUUGCCAAUGACCAUCUGGAUGAUCCAGAGGAGGAAUGGGAGAAGGUCAUGUGGUCUGAUGAGACAAAAAUAGAGCUUUUUGGUUUAAACUCCACUCGCCGUGAUUGGAGGAAGAAGAAGGAUGAGUACAACCCCAAGAACACCAUCCCAACCGUGAAGCAUGGAGGUGGAAACAUCAUUCUUUGGGGAUGCUUUUCUGCAAAGGGGACAGGACGACUGCACCGUAUUGAGGGGAGGAUGGAUGGGGCCAUGUAUCGCAAGAUCUUGGCCAACAACCUCCUUCCCUCAGUAAGAGCAUUGAAGAUGGGUCGUGGCUAGGUCUUCCAUCAUGACAACGACCUGAAACACAGCCGGGGCAACUAAGGAGUGGCUCCGUAAGAAGCAUCUCAAGGUCCUGGAGUGAGCUAGCCAGUCUCCAGACCUGAACCCAAUAGAAAAUCUUUGAAGGGUGCUGAAAGUCUGUAUUGCCCAGCGACAGCCCCGAAACCUGAAGGAUCUGGAGAAGUUCUGUAUGGAGGAGUGGGCCAAAAUCCCUGCUACAGUGUGUGCAAACCUGGUCAAGACCUACAGGAAAUGUAUGAUCUCUGUAAUUGCAAACAAAGGUUUAUGUACCAAAUAUUAAGUUAUGCUUUUCUGAUGUAUCAAAUACUUAUGUCAUGCAAUAAAAUGCAAAUUAAUUACUUAAAAAUCAUACAAUGUGAUUUUCUGGGUUUUUGUUUUAGAUUCCGUCUCUCACAGUUGAAGUGUACCUAUGAUAAAAAUUACAGACCUCUACAUGCUUUGUAAGUAGGAAAACCUGCAAAAUCGGCAGUGUAUCAAAUACUUGUUCUCCCCACUGUGUAUAUAUAUAUAUAUAUAUAUAUAUAUAUAUUCGCGAGAAGAAAAAAAAAAUAUAUGGGGGAUUGGAAAUGAUGCAGACAAUUACAUUGAUGGAAGUUACAAUCUAUCUGCAAUAUUAAAGCUGAUCUACCCCCUAAAAAAAAGAAGAAUAAAAAAAAUAACAUUGAAUAUUCCUUUAAGCAUGGUGAAGUUAUUAAUUACAUUGAGUGGUGUACAAAGAUACAGGCUUCCUUCCUAACUCAAGUUGCUGGAGAGGAAGGUUUUCACCUUGAGACAAAUGGUGACAUUAAAACAAUUACAGCAUUUAAUGGCUGUGAUAAAAGAAAACUGAGGAUGGAUCAACAACAUUGUAGUUACUCCACAAUACUAACCUAAAUGACAGAGUGAAAAGAAGUAAGCCUGUACAUGCAUCAUGUUUGCAAUAAGGCACUAAGGUAACAGUUCAAAAAAUGUGACAAAGAAAUUAACUUUAUGUCCUGAAUACAAACUGUUAUGUUUGGGGCAAAUCCAAGACGACAUUGUAUGUUGCUGAGUGGCCUAGUUACAGUUUUGACUUAAAUCGACCUGAAAUUCUAUGGCAAGACUUGAAAAUGACUGUCUAGCAAUGAUCAACAACCAACUUGACAGAGCUUGACAAGAAUAAUGUGCAAAUAUUGUACAAUCCAGGUGUGCAAAGCGCUUAGAGACUUACCCAGAAAGACUCACAGCAGUAAUCGCUGCCAAAGGUGAUUCUAACAAUGACGCAUGGGUGUGAAUACUUAUGUUUAUUUUAUUUAUUUAUUUAUUUAUUUCACCUAUAUUUAACCAGGUAAGCCAGUUGAGAACAAGUUCUCAUUUACAACUGCGACCUGGCCAAGAUUAAGCAAAGCAUGUAUGUAAAUGAGAUAUUUCUGUAUUUCAUUUUCAAAACAUUAAAAAAAAAUAUUUUCACAAUCGUUUUCACUUUCUCAUUAUAGGGUAUUGUGUGUAAAUGAAUGAAAAAUUAUUCUUUUUUAAUCCAUUUUGAAUUCAGUCUGUAAUACAACAACAUUUGGAAUAAGCCAAGCGGUAUGAAUACUUUCUGAAAGCAAUGUGGACGCCCACACGCUCACUCAAACAGAGUAUUCCAUAGAGCUUGCAGUCUAUCUACCUUUUUCAGGAAAUAAAUAUGUUUUAUUCCAUCGGAAUGGUUUAGGUAAUAGCGUGAUGUGUUCUAUUAUUAUUAUUAUUAUUAUUUUAUUUGUUAAAAGGAGGAGACUAAAAAUGAAGGCAGUCUUAAUAAUGGAUGGGAGCAGAUCUAUCAGAGUGCUGCGUUGUGCUGCAUUAUCAAAUUGUGCUUUUAUCAAAAGUACUGCAAUCACUCUAAAAUAUUAAAUUCUUCUAAGAACUGAAAUGUAAAAGUUUGAGAUUGAAUGUAUGAUUGUGUGUAGUUUGUAGCUCUUCGUUUGGUAUCCAGAGUGCAUUUGGAACCAUUCUGAAUGCUCAGUGUGCUUUUCAAUGUCUCUAUCUGCCUCGCAUUCUCAUCAAUAAUGUAUACCCUGAUAUUUUAUGGUUUUGAUAAAGGAAAAUAACAUCCUAGAUGGAUUCUGAUGUAUAUCUGUUUGUGGAUGUGGGAGGGAUGAAAGGUAAAGAUUUCAGUCUAAAUUAUUAGACAAAAUGGUUGUUCACAACUGUACUGAUGUAAUGUGCAGUUUAUUUUCAUCCUAAAUAUGUUUACCUCAUAUGAUUAGUAUUUGUUUGGGUGCUUGUGUAACUUGUGUUGCACCUUGCAGCAGUCCUGUAUACACAGAAUGAUAGCCAUGUCUAGCACAGAGGCACAGAGGCCUAGAGGUGUUUUGCAUCAUUCCUACCUGAUUAUAUUCCUGUUCUCUCACACUCUGAGGUGCCUGGUGGGUAGACAGGUAGACGGAGGAGGAACAGCAACUUGGCAGUAGAGACAGAAUGAGAAACAGACAGAAUGAGAAACAGACAGAAUGAGAAACAGACAGAGGAGGAAAGAUAGUGAAUCGAAUUUUAAGACAAGAUUAGAAAAUGUAAUGGGAGGUCAGACGGAGGUUAUCAGCUUAUCCCUUAUGACAGCCAUGUGUGUGUGUGUGUGUGUGUGUGUGUGUGUAUGUGUGUGUGUAAAUAUCAGGGUAGAGUCUCCCUAGGCAUGAGGAAGAAGGCCAGAUAAGCUUGGAGCCAGGGUGUGAGAGAAAAGCCUGUCCUCUGUGUGCCUAGUGUUAUCACAGGUACUGGCUGACGUGACCUUUGUGAAAUAACCACCAUUAUCUAUUGGUCUGCCGCUGUGGGAAUAGCUAGCAUCACCACAACCCCACCUGUACAUUCUUUUGCUGUGGGGCUAGCUAGCAUCACCACUGCAGCACCUACACAGUGUCCUACAUGUCUGUUCUAUAGCCCCUGACAUAGGAGGUCAGAAACAGGGCUUAUAUCAACAACAUGGCUGCAGUUCUCUCCCUUCAUACCACUCCUCCUUAUACCUCCUUUUGCAGGCCCUCUCCUUUCCCUCUGUGUUCUAUAUGCAGGCCCUCUCCGUCCCUUCCGUGUUCUAUGUGCAGGCCCUCUCCUUCCCCUCUGUGUUCUGUAAGCAGGCCCGCUCCUUCCCCUCUGUGUUCUAUAUGCAGGCCCUCUCCUUCCCCUAUGUGUUCUGUAUGCAGGCCCUCUCCUUCCCCCUGUGUUCUGUAAGCAGGCCCUCUCCUUCCCCUCUGUGUUCUAUAUGCAGGCCCUCUCCUUCCCCUCUGUGUUCUAUAUGCAGGCCCUCUCCUUCCCCUCUGUGUUCUAUAUGCAGGCCCUAUCCUUCCCCUCUGUGUUCUAUAUGCAUGCCCUCUCCUUCCCCUCUGUGUUCUAUAUGCAGGCCCUCUCCUUCCCUAUGUGUUCUAUAUGCAGGCCCUCUCCUUCCCCUCUGUGUUCUAUAAGCAGGCCUUCUCCUUCCCCUCUGUGUUCUAAAAGCAGGCCCUCUCCUUCCCCUCUGUGUUCUAUAUGCAGGCCCUCUCCUUCCCCUCUGUGUUCUAUAUGCAGGCCCUCUCCUUCCCCUCUGUGUUCUAUAUGCAGGCCCUAUCCUUCCCCUCUGUGUUCUAUAUGCAUGCCCUCUCCUUCCCCUCUGUGUUCUAUAUGCAGGCCCUCUCCUUCCCCUAUGUGUUCUAUAUGCAGGCCCUCUCCUUCCCCUCUGUGUUCUAUAAGCAGGCCUUCUCCUUCCCCUCUGUGUUCUAAAAGCAGGCCCUCUCCUUCCCCUCUGUGUUCUAUAAGCAGGCCCUCUCCUUCUCUUCUGUGUUCUAUAUGCAGGCCCUCUCCUUCCCCUCUGUGUUCUAUAUGCAGGCCCUCUCCUUCCCCUCUGUGUUCUAUAUGCAGGCCCUCUCCUUCCCGUCUGUGAUGUAUAAGCAUGACCUCUCCAUCCCCUCUGUGUUCUAUAUGCAGGCCCUCUCCUUCUCUUCUGUGUUCUAUAUGCAGGCCCUCUCCUUCCCCUCUGUGUUCUAUAUGCAGGCCCUCUCCUUCCCCUCUGUGUUCUAUAUGCAGGCCCUCUCCUUCCCCUCUGUGUUCUAUAUGCAGGCCCUCUCCUUCCCCUCUGUAUUCUAUAUGCAGGCCCUCUCCUUCUCCUCUGUGUUCAAUAAGCAGGCCUUCUCCUUACAUUUUACAUUUACAUUUUAGUCAUUUAGCAGACGCUCUUAACCAGAGCGACUUACAGGAGCAAUUAGGGUUAAGUGCCUUGCUCAAGGGCACAUUAACGUCAUUUAGCAGACGCUCUUAGCCAGAGCGACUCACAAAUUGGUGCGUUCACCCUAUAGCCAGUGGGAUAACCACUUUACAAUUUGGGGGGGGGGUUAGAAGGAAUACUUUAGCCUAUCCCAGGUAUUCCUUAAAGAGGUGGGGUUUCAAAUGUCUCCGGAAGGUGGUGAGUGACUCCGCUGUCCUGGCGUCGUGAGGGAGCUUGUUCCACCAUUGGGGUGCCAGAGCAGCGAACAGUUUUGACUGGGCUGAGCGGGAGCUGUGCUUCCGCAGAGGAAGGGGAGCCAGCAGGCCAGAGGUGGAUGAACGCAAUGUCCUCGUUUGGGUGUAGGGACUGAUCAGAGCCUGAAGGUACAGGGGUGCCGUUCCCCUCACUGCUCCAAAGGCAAGCACCAUGGUCUUGUAGCGGAUGCGAGCUUCAAUUGGAAGCCAGUGGAGUGUGCGGAGGAGGGGGGUGACGUGAGAGAACUUGGGAAGGUUGAACACCAGACGGGCUGCGGCAUUCUGGAUGAGUUGUAGGGGUUUAAUGGCACAGGCAGGGAGCCCAGCCAACAGCGAGUUGCAGUAGUCCAGACGGGAGAUGACAAGUGCCUGGACCAGGACCUGCGCCGCUUCCUGUGUAAGGCAGGGUCGCACUCUCCGAAUGUUGUAGAGCAUGAACCUGCAGGAGCGGGUCACCGCCUUGAUGUUGGCGGGGAACGACAGGGUGUUGUCCAGGGUCACGCCUAGGCUCUUCGCACUCUGGGAGGAGGACACAGCGGAGUUGUCUACCGUGAUGGCGAGAUCAUGGAACGGGCAGUCCUUCCCCGGGAGGAAGAGCAGCUCCGUCUUGCCAGGGUUCAGCUUGAGGUGGUGAUCCGUCAUCCAUACUGAUAUGUCUGCCAGACAUGCAGAGAUGCGAUUCGCCACCUGGUUAUCAGAAGGGGGAAAGGAGAAGAUUAGUUGUGUAUCGUCAGCGUAGCAAUGAUAGGAAAGGCCAUGUGAGGAUAUGACAGAGCCAAGUGACUUGGUGUAUAGGGAGAAAAGGAGAGGGCCCAAAACCGAUCCCAGGGGGACACCAGUGGUGAGAGCACGUGGUGCGGAGACAGCUUCCCGCCACGCCACUUGGUAGGAGCGACCGGUCAGGUAGGACGCAAUCCAGGAGUGAGCCGCGCCGGAGAUGCCCAUUUCGGAGAGGGUGGAGAGGAGGAUCUGAUGGUUCACAGUAUCAAAGGCAGCAGACAGGUCUAGAAGGACAAGAGCAGAGGAGAGAGAGUUAGCUUUAGCAGUGCGGAGAGUCUCUGUGACACAGAGAAGAGCAGUCUCAGUUGAAUGACCAGUCCUGAAACCUGAUUGGUUUGGAUCAAGAAGGUCAUUCUGAGAGAGAUAGCAAGAGAGUUGGCUAAAGACGGCACGCUCAAUAGUUUUGGAAAGAAAAGAAAGAAGGGAUACUGGUCUGUAGUUGUUGACAUCAGUGGGGUCGAGUGUUGGUUUUUUGAGAAGGGGAGUAACUCUCGCUCUCUUGAAGACGGAAGGGACAUGGCCAGCGGUCAAGGAUGAGUUGAUCAGCGAGGUGAGGUAGGGGAGAAGGUCACCGGAGAUGGUCUGGAGAAGGGAGGAGGGGAUGGGGUCAAGCGGGCAGGUUGUUGGGCGGCCUGCAGUCACAAGUCGCAGGAUCUUAUCUGGAGAGAGAGGGGAGAAAGAAGUCAAAGCAUAGGGUAGGGCAGUGUGAGCAGGACCAGCAGUGUCAUUAGACUUAACAAACAAGGAUCGGAUGUCGUCAACCUUCUUUUCAAAGUGGUUGACGAAGUCAUCCACAGAGAGAGAGGAGGGGGGGGGGGGGGGGGGGGAGGAUUCAGGAGGGAGGAAAAUGUGGCAAAGAGCUUCCUAGGGUUAGAGGCAGAUGCUUGGAAUUUAGAGUGGUAGAAGGUGGCCCUCUCCUUCCCCUCUGUGUUCUGUAUGUAGGCCCUCUCCUUCCCCCUGUGUUCUGUAAGCAGGCCCUCUCCUUCCCCUCUGUGUUCUAUAUGCAGGCCCUCUCCUUCCCCUCUGUGUUCUAUAUACAGGCCCUCUCCUUCCCCUCUGUGUUCUAUAAGCAGGCCCUUUCCUUCCCCUCUGUGUUCUAUAUGCAUGCCCUCUCCUUCCCUCUGUGUUCUAUAUGCAGGCCCUCUCCUUCCCCUAUGUGUUUUAUAUGCAGGCCCUCUCCUUCCCCUCUGUGUUCUAUAAGCAGGCCCUCUCCUUCCCCUCUGUGUUCUGUAUAAAGGCCCUCUCCUUCCCCUCAGUGUUCUAUAUGCAGGCCCUCUCCUUCCCCUCUGUGUUCUGUAAGCAGGCCCUCUCCUUCCCCUCUGUGUUCUAUAAGCAGGCCCUCUACUUCCCCUCUGUGUUCUAUAAGCAGGCCCUCUCCUUCCCCUCUGUGUUCUAUAAGCAGGCCCUCUCCUUCCCCUAUGUGUUAUGUAAGAAGGCCCUCUUCUUCCCCUCUGUGUUCUAUAAGCAGGCCCUCUCCUUCCCCUCUGUGUUCUGUAAGCAGGCCCUCUCCUUCCCCUCUGUGUUCUAUAAUCAGGCCCUCUCCUUCCCCUCUGUGUUAUGUAUGCAGGCCCUCUUCGUCCCCUCUGUGUUCUAUAAGCAGGCCCUCUCCUUCCCCUCUGUGUUCUAUAAGCAGGCCCUCUCCUUCCCCUCUGUGUUCUAUAAGCAGGCCCUCUCCUUCCCUUCUGUGUUCUAUAAGCAGGCCCUCUCCUUCCCCUCUGUGUUCUAUAAGCAGGCCCUCUCCUUCCCCUCUGUGUUCUAUAUGCAGGCCCUCUCCUUCCCCUCUGUGUUCUAUAAGCAGGCCCUCUCCUUCCCCUCUGUGUUCUAUAAGCAGGCCCUCUCCUUCCCCUCUGUGUUCUAUAAGCAGGCCCAUACACUCAUCAGUGGUGAUGGUGAUAGAGUACACUCAUAGAAAAAAGGGUUCCAAAAGUGUUCUUUGGCUUUCCCCAUAGAAUAGCCAUUUUUGUUUCCAGGUAGAACCCUUUUGGGUUUCAUUUAGAACCCUCUAUGGGUUUCAUUUUAGGGUUUCAUUUCUUCAUAUGUAGAUUAAACAUCAAACAUGCAAACUUCCUCUCUACCACUGGCCUGUCCAGAGAAACGGGGGGCCUUAGGGCUGGUGGGUGGAGAGGAGAGAGGGAUGUAGGGGAGAGAGGGAUGGAGGAAGGAGGUAGGGGAGAGAAGGAGGGCGUUGGGAGGAGGGGAGAGAGGGAUUGGGCAGAUUGCACACUUCAGGAAGAAGAGUAGAGAAUUGGCACAGAUCUCUCUCUCUCGCUUUGUCCCUCUCUCUCUCUCUCUCUCUCUCUCGUUCUCUCUCUCUCUCUCUCUCUCCUCUCUCUCUCUCUCUCUCUCUCUCUCUAUCCCUCUCUAUCACUCUCUCUGUCUCUCUCUUUCUCAUUCUCUCUCUCUCUCUCUCUCUCUCUCUCCUCUCUCUCUCUCUCUCUCUCCCUCUCUCUCUCGCUCUCUGUGUGGUAGUGGACAGACAAAGACAGACAGACGGAAAGCUAGCCUGCUGAAAGGCUUAUCUCAGCGUGUUAAGUAGCCUUCACUUAAUGCAGAGAUUACUAGCAGUUUUGGUUGAUUAGGACAAUAGAAGAUCCCCUUUAGCAGGUGUUGGGAAGGUCGACGGAACACUCUACAGGAUUGAAGAGGACAGUGGACAGUGUGUGUACAGUGUGCCUCUGUUUGCAUCCCAAAUGGCACCCUAUUCCCUAUUUAGGGCAAAUAGGGCUCUGGUCAAAAGUAGUGCACAAUGUAGGGAAUAGGGUGCCAUUGUGAAACAUUCUACAGUUUAUGGCUUUUCACACUACUGAGUCAAACCGAGACGAGCGAAACCAAGCUGUACUGAGCUGGCCUGGUUAGGCAUCCACCAUAAUUGCUGAAAAAUGACAAUGUGUGAAAAUAAAAUAUGCCAGCAUAGUUUGUUUGGGGUUAGCACAAUAGUGUGAAGAAGGUUUUCUAUUUACUGUGUUUGUGUUCAGAAUGGCGUGCCCUUCUCUCCCAUGCUAUUUGAAGACAGCUCACUACAUACAGUACUCUGUAGUAUAGAGAGACAGACAGGCAAUGCAAAAGGCACAAUGUAGUGUAAAGGCAAUUCAUCCAUUGACAAUCUGUCAUAACAGAUCACAACCCUGAUCAAUAACCAUGGGAAGAGCUUGUCAAUGUGUGUCCAAAAUGGCACCCUAUUCCCUAUGUAGUCCAUAACAUAGGAAAUAAGUUGCCAUUUGGGAUGCAGAUAAUGACACAUAGCGUAUUUUAUAGGCUUCAUAAAACAUAUACUGCAUAAGUAUGGGUGAGUUUGGAGAGGAAAAGUUGAAGUAUAAACAUCAUCAAUGAGCUGUCAAUCAACUGGGUGUCUCUUGUGGAAACAACAAAGUUAGACUCAAUAUGGAUUUCAUUAGGGAGCUACAUAUUAUUUGUUGAAUAGUGGAUAAAAGUGAAACCCUCCUAACACCCUGACUAGACCGGCCACGUUGUGUGCCUGAGCGUUGCAAAAUAAAUGUACACAAUCAUGUUAUUCAAUCAUUUUAUCCAAACUGCGGAGCCAAGCGCUAAAAUAGAACUGUUCUGUUUGAAAAUAAAAUAAAAUACAAUUGUAUUUGUCACAUGCUUCGUCAACAACGUGUGAAAUGCUUACUCACUGGUCCUUUUCCAGCAAUGCAGAGUUAUAGAUAAAGCUACAAAAUAUAAUAUAAAUGGUGACGAGGAAUAAAUACACAGUGAAUAAUGAAUUACAAGAACGAGUCAAAAUAACAUGGCUAUAUACAGUACAGAGUCGAUGUGCAGGGGGAAGAGGUCAUUGAGGUAGCUAUGUACUGUACAUAUAAUAGGGGUAAAGUGCCUAGGCAACAGGAUAGAUAAUAGACAGUAGCAGCAGAUUAUGUGGUGAGUGUGAAAGUGUUUGUCAGUGUGAGUGUGUGAGUGUGUGUGUGUGGCGCCAGUAUGCAUGUGUGCACUUGUUAUGUGCGUGUGUGUGUGUGUGUGUUUGUAUGUGUGCGUGUGUGUGUGUAUGUGUGUGUUGGGGUGUCAGUGUAAGUAUCAGGGAAUUUUCUGCCACUGAAAUCCUUGGACGGGCCGCCUAAGCAUAUGUUCGGGUCACUUAAGACCAAACAGUGUAAAAUAAAAAUAUAUCUAUAUUUUUUUGUAUAUAUAUGUUUUACUAUACAUUUUCGAGAUGGACCUAAUAAAUGCUAGACAAUCAGGGAGAAUAGAAAAUUCAAAACAUUAUGAAUUUAGCGGUAUUGAUUUUGGGAUUAUGUUUGUGCAAAUGAUCACAGCAUUAGCCCUCUAGUGGCCUCAUGGGUGGAAUGUUAUUCAUAUUUUUAAUAAUUUCAUAAUGAAUAAACAUUACUUAAAAAAACCAGCUGAAAAUCUAGUGUUUCUAUUUCAAACGUUUUUUUUUUUUAUAUUUCAGUCUUCUGUGAUGUAUAUAAAUUGUACUAUUGGGAUGCAAUCUCAAAAUGUAAUACAUUUCAACUACUAUAUCUGACAUGGUACAGGUGUCUUCGUUUUUUAAGCCCAUAACCAUGUGUGUGAGGUGUAUACUUUUGUUUAGAAGUAGAAUUGUUGAAGACUACCAAGAAACACUCUGUGUGACCCUGAUUUAGCCCACUGCUGUAAAAGGUUUAAACUGCAGAAUUUUCUCUCAGCUCCAUGGCAGAAUAUGUAGAAUUGCAGAAAUUUGCUCUAAAACUUAAAAAAAUUAUCUCAUCUCCAUGACAAAAUGUUUAUCUACACUGCCAAAAUGUGGGCCUCUAAAACUUUCUCUAAAAUUCAGCCGCAGGAAUGGACCGACCGCGCUCAUUGCCACGCCCCCUGCCACACCUGCUGCCACACCCACCACCUAAGCCCCUUUUUGAUCCAGAUAAAAACCCUGAGUAUGUCUAAUGUGUGUGCAUCGAGUCAGUGCAGGAGAGUUAGUGCAAAAAAGUGUAUGUGUGUGUUGGGGUGUCAGUGUAAGUAUUGUAUGUGUGAGUGUGUUGGUAGAGUCUAGUGUGUGUGCAUAGAGUCAGUGCAAGAGAUUUAGUGCAAAAAAGGGUUAAUGCAGGUAGUCCGGGUAGCCAUUGGAUUAGCUAUUUUGCAGUCUUGUUUAGCAGUCUUACGGCUUGGGGGUAAAAGCUGUUCAGGUUCCUUUUGGUUCCAGACUUGGAGCACUGAUACCGCUUGCCGUGCGGUAGCAGGGAGAACUAUGGCUUGGGUGGCUGGAGUCUUUGAACAUUUUUCGGGCCUUCCUCUGACACCGCCUGGUAUAGAGGUCCUGGAUGGCACAGAGCUACAGUGAUGUACUGGGCCGUACUCACCACCCUCUGUAGCGAUUUGCGGUCGGGUGCCUUGCAGUUGCCGUAUCAAUUUGUGAUGCAACCAGUCAAGAUGCUCUCAAUGGUGCAGCUGUAUAACUUUUUGAGGAUCUGAGGGCCCAUGCCAAAUCUUUUCAGCCUCCUGACGGGGAAGAGAUGCUGUCGUGCCCUCUUUACAACUGUGUUGGUGUGUGAGGACCAUGCUAAUUCCUUAGUGAUGUGGACACCGAGGAAGUUGAAGCUGUCGACCCACUCCAUUACAGCCCCAUCAAUGUGGAUGAGCACACACCCCUUAAGAGCCCCCCUGUGGAUUGUUAGCGUGGCGGAUGUGUUGUUGCUUACCCUCACCGCCUGGGGGCGGCCCACCAGGAAGUCCAGGAUCCAGUUGCAGAGGGAGGUGUUCAGUCCCAGGGUCCUGAGCUUGGUGAUGAGCUUGGAGGUGACUAUGGUGUUGAAUGCUGAGCUGUAGUCAAUGAACAGCAUUCUUACAUAGGUAUCCAUUUUGUCCAGGUGGGUGAGGGCAUUGUGGAGUGCAAUAGAGAUUGCGUCAUAUGUGGAUCUGUUGGGGCGGUAUAUGAAUUGGAGUGGGUUCAGGGUGUCUAGGAUGAUGGUGUUGAUGUGAGACAUGACCAGCCUUUCAAAGCAUUUCAUAGCAUUUCAUGGCUAUAGAUGUGAGUGCUAAGGGGCGAUAGUCAUUUAGGCAGGUUACCUUGGUGUUCUGGUGCACGGGGACUAUUGUGGUCUGCAUUAAACAAGUUGUUAUUACAGACCGGGUUGGGGAUAGGUUGAGAAUGUCAGUGAAGACACUUGCCUGCUGGUCAACGCAUGUUCUAAGUACGCGUCCUGGUAUUCCGUCUGGCCUGCGGCAUUGUGAAUGUUAACCUGUUUAAAGGUCUUACUCACGUCAGCAACGGGGAGCGAGAUCACACAUUCAUCCGGAACAGCUGGUGCUCUCAUGCAUGGUUCAGUGUUGCUUGCUUCGAAGCGAGCAUGGAAGGCAUUUAACUUGCGUCACUGGGCAGCUCGCGGCCCUUUUAUAAUCAGGGAUAGUUUGCAAGCCCUGCCACAUCCGUCGAGCAUCAAAGCUGGCGUAAAAUGAUUCAAUCUUAGUCCUGUAUUGAUGCUUUGCCUGUUUGAUGGCUCGUCGGAGGUUGUAGCAGUAUUUCUUCUAAAUGUCUGGAUUAGUGUACUGCUCCUUGAAUGCAGCAGCUCUAGCCUUUAGCUCAGUGCGGAUGUUGCCAUGGUUUUUGGUUCGGGUAUGUACGUACGGUCACCGUGGGAACGACAUCGUUGAUGCACUUUUAAUGAAGCCUGACGCGCUCAGUCCCGCAUCUCCCAUGUACUAAUUUCACAAGCGUACUUACCCACGUUGGUGAUUGAAGGAUGAACAAGGAGAUUUAUCUGUGGAUUCAUUGUCGGAGUAGGGAAACACAUGAUUUUGUCCAAAUUCAACAUAGAUCCAGCUAAAAAAUAACCAUAUGCAUUUCAGGUAAAAUAACAACCCAAUGUUUAUCUCCCAGGACAAAUUAGCUAGCAACAACAAGCUAGAUAAAUGUCCAUGAAUGCUUCUUGUGUGUUUCGACCUGUGCCCAAAUUAAUAUAGUUGGUUCACAGUUGGUUUUGAUCGUGUCUGGUGGGGAUAGACAAAAUCAACAUGCACACGAUGGCACACGCAGACGCACACGUGUGGCCGGUUUGGUCAAGGUGUGAUAGUUUAUUUACAUUCCCAUCUUUUGUUUCUCAGGCUUAAUUGGGAGUUUGUCAUCUAAUGACGCUGCUGCCAGUUUUGGUUGACAUUUCCACCCUGAAUGGUGUCACUUUGGUUGAAAAUGCCAGGCCUAACUUAAUUAGACGAUAAAGGGCUCAAGACAACAAAUCCCCACUUAGCAAAAAAUCAGGAUCAAUCAGUAUCAAAUAUGACAUUAUGAGUGAACUUCUCCCUGUGAUUCUGAGAGUGAGUGAGAGAGCGCGAGGGAGAGAGACGAAGGAGAGAGGGCGAAGAGGGAGCGAGAGACAGGAGGGAGAAAUAGGAGAGAAAGGGAGAGAAAGAGAGAAAUAAAGAAAGAGAGAGGUAGAGCAAGAGAGAGAUAAUUACACAGAGAGAGCUGUAUUAAUAUCAUAGAUUAGGCCUAUUGACGCAGGUAUUGUUUGCUUAUCUGAAAGGCCUCCUUUUGUAUUAAGCUAAAUUAUGCCAUAUAAUCCAGUGCAGUGCAUUUGACAGGCUACAGAUUCUCUCAUUUCAGGUCUAUUGUGAAUAAAUUCUGAUGGCAUUUACCUGUAUUGUGAGCUAGUGGCAUAGUUAACUAACCUUCUAAUUUCCUUGUAGCCUGUUUUGUUCACAAUACACACUGUCCGAGAAAAAAAUAAUCUCUGGUGACCAUUGUUGAGAAUUGAUAACGAUAGUGUUAUAUUUCUGCAGGCGUUUACCUUUGAGAGCCGGGAUGUUUGGCUUUGUCAAGCAUUUAAUAGAGCUACAAAUAAAUAAUGAAUCUCCAAAAACGUAUGGCCGGGAAACUGGAUCAAGUCAGAACACGCAAAGCAAAAAAAAAAAAAAAAAGAAAGAAAGAAAGAAACAGCCCCUCGGUCAUUACUUCCUCCUCUCUCCUAUGUCUGAGUAUAAAAAAUAAAACAUAUUUUUGUCAUUGUGUUGUUGUUAUGACUGCUGUCUUUGAGGACAGCUCUGCUCUGUAGAGAGUUUGGAACACUUAGUCCUCAUUCCACCUUUUAGUUUAAAAUGGCUGCCGUCGGCUAUGUGAAAGCUGUCCCACUGGGCACAGACUUCAAUUCAACGUCCAUUCGAUGUUGGUUCAACAUAAUUUCAUUGAAAUUACCUUGGCCUGAAGUGGAACGAGUCCAGUUUCCCCAACAAACACACACUCUUGGAUACACGCUUGCAUGAAAAGCACACACACACACACACACGCUUGCACACAGACACACACAAUCAUACACACACUUCCUCUGCCCCCUUCGAACCCUCCACCACCUCCUAAGCCACCAUCCAGCCAGAGACAGUAAUGGUGUGUGAGGAGAAAUGAUCAGUGUCUGUGAGGGGCUCUGGGGAUCACACACACCGCCACCAGGGUCAAUAGGCAAUUAAACCUGAGUGAGGAGGAUAGGCCGAUUUACUGAGCAGGAGACCCAAGCAGUGUGUGUGUCUGUUUGUGUGUGUAUGUGUGCAUGUGUUCAGGCAGGAAAUCGGGCAGGCCACAACCACCCCAAGUGGUGUUAACCCUAAUCUGUGGAGGCGCUAGCCAAGCUAAUCGCUAAUCUGGCUGGUGGAAAAACUGCAACUAGCAAAGUGGCUAAAGCUGGUUCAGACCAGGCACCAAGGACCUGUAUAGGCUAAGUGACCAAGGUGAUUAAUAAGUAGAAUUGAGUUGACAGACUAGGGAGUUUUGUUACAGAACAUACAAGACAAGUAGUGCUAACAAAAUGUCUAACCUGUCACGAUUGUCGGAUACAGAGAACCAAGGCGCAGCGUUGAAGGCAAACAUACUUUUAUUAGAUUGAACACACGAACAAAAACAACAAACGAUAACGUGACGUCCUCGGUUCUAACACAAACCUAUACUGGAACAAGAUCCCACAACCACUGUGGGAAAACAGCCUGUCUAAAUGUGGUUCCCAAUCAGAGACAACCAGCAACAGCUGACACUCGUUGCCUCUGAUUGAGAACCACUCUGGCCAACAUAGAAAUUCAACAACUAGAAUACCCAAAGGAAACUCACACCCUGGCUCAACAUACAAGUGUCCCCAGAGCCAGGGCGUGACAGUACCCCCCCCUAAAGGCGCGGACUCCGGCCGCGCCAACCAAACACCACAGGGGAGGGACCGGGUGGGCACUCCACCUUGGCGGCGGAUCCGGCUCCGGGCCUGAUCCCCACUCCCUCUCCAACCCCCCAAAGUACCCCUGGUCCGGUCUGGCCCCGCUGGCCGGAGCUGGACUGCACACUGGUGGAGCGGAUUGCUCUAGCUCCGGCGUGAAGCAGCUGACCGGUGCCGGACCAGGCACCAGUGGAACAGGCACGGGCCGUGCCGGACUGACGACGCACACCACUGGCUUGGUGUGGGGAACAGGCACGGGCCGUGCCGGACUGACAACGCACACCACUGGCUUGGUGUGGGGAGCAGGAGCGGGCCGGACCGGGCUGGCGACGCGCACCAUUGGGUUGGUGCGGGGAGCAGGAGCGGGCCGGACCGGGCUGGCGACGCGCACCAUUGGCUUGGUGCGGGGAGCAGGUGCGGACCGGGCUGGCGACGCGCACCAUUGGCUUGGUGCGGGGAGCAGGAGCGGGCCGGACCGGGCUGGCGACGCGCACCAUUGGCCUGGUGCGGGGAGCAGGAGCGGGCCGGACCGGGCUGACGAAGCGCACCACUGGCUUGGUGCGGAGAGCAGGAAUGGACCGGACUGGACUGGCGACGCGCACCCCAGGCUUGGUGCGGGGAGCAGGGACAGACUGGACCGUACUGGGGACACACACCACUGGCCCUACGCAGGGAUCUGGAACGGGCCGGACCGGACUGGUAACACACCCCAGUACCUCUCGCCGUGCCUCUACACCUUCCUUCCCCUCUUUGACCAGUGGCCCCGUAACCUGGCGGCCUCCUCUGCCAACCCGCUGGGCCACUCUAUCGCGGUCUCCUGCUGCCCCGUCGUCCACGGCGUGAGCCCCCCCCUAAAAAAAUUCUGGGCCUCUCUCCUACCUGUGGAUCCGGUCUCCAUAUUUUUCGCCAGCCUCUCGCCCUUCUGCUUCCAAGUCAAGCCCCUCUCUUCCUCACACGGCUUGACCCAGUCGAGGAGGCGAAGGAGAUCCGCUAGAGAUCUCCCUGGCGAUGGCUCCUGGACACGCUGCUUGGUCCAGUCUUGGUGGGAUCUUCUGUCACGAUCGUCGGGAACAGAGGACCAAGGCGCAGCGUUGAAGGUGAACAUGCUUUAUUUAAUAGAAUGAUACCACGAACAAAACAACAAACGAUAUGUGCAGUCCUACAGUACAAACCAAAAGGAACAAGAUCCCACCACCACUGUGGGAAAACAGCCUGUCUAAAUGUUGUUCCCAAUCAGAGACAACCAGCAACAGCUGACACUCGUUGCCUCUGAUUGAGAACCACUCUGGCCAAAAUAGAAAUUCAACAACUAGAAUACCCAAAGGAAACUCACACCCUGGCUCAACAUACAAGUGUCCCCAGAGCCAGGGCGUGACAUAACCAAGGUAUAUUAUAUUAUUAACCCAAUGCAUUGAUUUUCUCAAGGAUAAAAUAAAUUAACAUUCUUUACUAGGGUUGCAAAACUUUCCCGAAAUUCCCAGGUUUUCCAGAAAUCGGGGUUAGAGGAUUCCGGAUUUCGGGAAUCAGGAUGUAUGGAAUACCUGGGAAUUUGGGGAAAGUUACUGGAAUUGUACAACCCUAUUCUUUACCAAGAUUAGAUGAUUGGAAUGUGAAUGGAGUGAGUGAGAAUGAUACCUCUUUGGAACUCAUCCUCUGUUCUCACAAUCUUCUAGAUAUUCCCUAUUUCUACCUCCUUACAUCGCGAAGUGCACAUCUAUAUCUAUCAGGUGCUUCCAGCCUUACUGUUUGGCUCUUUCAGAAACAAGAUAACAGGUGUAAGACAUACCUCCAAAAGAGAACUGCCAAAGGAAUGAGAUAGUCCCCUGUAGCUCAGUUGGUAGAGCAUGACGCUUGCAACGCCAGGGUUGUGGGUUCGUUUCCCACGGGGGGCCAGUAUGAAAAUGUAUGCACUCACUAACUGUAAGUCGCUCUGAAUAAGAGCGUCUGCUAAAUUACUAAAAUGUAAAUAAUUUACUUAUUAUCAGCUAGAGAAAGUGUGUAAAAGAGCAAAAAUCUCUCUGACAGAACUCAGCCAUGUCGUUUAAGCUGCUAUGGGGAAACGAAUGGAGGGUGGUUUCUUUCUUUUGGCUGGAUGUGAUUGGUGUUUGAUUUACAAGAUAAGAUUCAUGGUCUCCUUGUUGCAUUUUAAACCUUGUUGCUACCCUGCUGCCUCUGGGUUAGAGCUAACGGUAGUGACAUUCAGAGAGAGAGAGAGAAUGAGGCAAAAAAGGAGAGAGAGAGGCAGAUGGAGAAAGAGGGAGAAUGCAAGAGGAGAGAGGGAGAGAGAGAGAGGGGUAGACAAAGAGAUAGGUAGAGUGAGAAGAGGCAAAAAAGGAGAGAGAGAGAGGGGAGGGAAGAGAGAAGGAGGGGGAGGGAGAGAGAGAGAGAGAGAGAGAGAGAGCGAGCGAGAGAGAGCAAGAGUAUGUGAAAACAAAAGCCUCUCUCCAUCGUAUUCUAAUACCUAUCAUCAUUCAGGGCCUCCACUCAACUUUUCUCCUCCAUUUUAGAGAGGGAGUGAGGGAGGAAUGAGGAGAAUGGAAGAGAGAGGUAGUUAUGACACAAAGGAUAAUUUACUGAGAUGGGUUUGGAACUACUGUGUUGCGUCUCCUGUUGUUGUGUUUGAUUGUCUCUGUCUGGACCCAAAGGCCUUUACCACCUCUCCUACUAACAGAGGGAGAAAGGCCCCAUGAAAAGUAAACAAUCCUGACAAUAUGACUACUAGCGAUUUUAGCAGAAAAUAUUUUCCUUGACCUUGAGUUUGAGUGUCUAAAUUGCCAGCAUGGUCAUAGUAAACACACAUUGAAUUCAAACAAACAAAUAUGAAUGGAUCGGUGACACAUCAUCUGCUCUUAAAUCACAAAAAUCGUUUUCCCAGAACACUGCCUGUGUAGUCCAGCCCAGUACAGCUACUGUAUGUAGUCUAUCCCUCUAUAUAGGGUCUGAGAGGUAGCACUCAGUCAGUGUGUGUUUCAAACAUUACAUCCAUGGUGUGUGUGUGUGUGUGUGUGUGUGUGUGUGUGUGUGUGUGUGUGUGUGUGUGUGUGUGUGUGUGUGUGUGUGUGUGUGUGUGUGUGUGUGUGUCACAGUCACGGUCAGCCCACUAACACCAGACCAUAGCAAAAUUACAUCUAUAAAGGGCAGAAACAAACCACAUGGGAAGAGAACCCAGUAAAUAACACAAGAUAAAUCAGUCCUAUAGAUGAACAGCAUGGAAAACUACAACUUUUUGUCUCUCACAUAUCCUCACAAUAUGGAAGGCUAGGCUACUGGCUGUAAGCCUACAAAACAAACAACAUUUUUGACAAGAUGCUGGCCUCAUCUGCUCUGCUCCCCUGUUACUCCGCCCAUUCAAACUAACCUCAUUUUGAUGAAGAAGAUGAGGAUGAUGAUGAUGAAGAGGAGAACAAUAAUCGUAAAUUGCUGGUUGAUGAGAAACAUGUCCUUAAUCCGUAUGCAUUCUCUCAGCAUAUUGCUCUUGGUUGAUAUGGCAACACUACCCUCACACAUUCUCUUGAAUUAAGUAUGACUUGCCCCGCAGCCAAUUUUUCUAGGACUACACCCGCUCAUGCUUGAGAAGCGUGCAAGCCUUUUUCCCCCGGGUUUGUUUGUAUAUUGUUGUAUUUUACAUUUGUGUGACUGUCCUUGUCUAUCAGUGUUUUGUUACGUGUAUGUUUUGGGUUUCUUGUGGACCCCACAGAGAGUAGCUGCUGCUUUUGAAAAAGCUAAUAGGGAUCGAAAUUAACAAAUAAACAAUUGGUUGCACGCCUGCUUGUUGAGGCUAUGCUUUUGCCCAGGGAGCGGUUCAAGGUAUUUCCACCUGUUUCUGCCAGGGUUCUGUAAACUGAUGGCAAAAGUGUCAGUUUGGGUAGGCUGUAGCUGGGUAGGCUGUAGUGCCCGUAGCCUUAUUCACACCAAAUCCUAAUUUUGGAUUGAGUUAAUUUUGAUUAGGAUUUCUCGGUAGAAAUUCAUUUUUGUUUGUUUGUUUUAGUAAGUCAUUUUUUCCUAUUUUGCUGUAAUAAUAAGGCUUUUUUUUCCUACCACUGCUACCACUAGGCUUUGGCGGGUGUGGGUGGGUUGUUGGUGUGGAACAGAAACUGCAUCGAAUAAUUGCUUGUGUCACUUUAACACAAACAGUACCUUUCAGAUGAGUUUUUCACAGCGCUAGCACAUUUCCCAUUCUGUUCACCCACUGCUUGUGAUGACUCGAUCCCCUGCACAAAAAAAGAAGUUGUUAAGACGUCCCGGGAACGUCAGGAGGUUGUGUUAUGGUCCACUGGACGUCCUUAGGACAUCCUGUGUUUGCUAGAUAUAAAUAUAUUGUAUAUAUUUGUUUUGUUUUUCAUGCUGAAAGGUCUCUUUUAUACAAAGCCUCACUAUUUCCUCACACAUCACUUCGCUUUAUAUAAUUAAUUUCAUUUCAUUCAUAGUCACCCAGUCUUAGAUUUAGGGUUAUUGCAUUAUGAGAGAGAAUCGUCCUCUCUUUCAUAGCUUUUAAUUAAGUAUGCAGAUUCCAGAGAGUUUUUAUUCGAAGUUAAUCAAGACUUAAUGGAUUAUUCUUAUUAGCUUCUGAAAAAAUUGCCUUUUCAGAGGGAAGAGUGUGUGCAUUAUUCAUUGGUGAGAGCUGAAGAAUGUAUGACUGAGAGAAGAUAACUUAAUGGUGUUCUUGACUUAGAUACAGUUGAAGUCAGAAGUUUACAUACACCUUAGCCAAAUACAUUUAAACUCAGUUUUUCACAAUUCCUGACAUUGAAUCCUGUUUUAGGUCAGUUAGGAUCACCACUUUAUUUUAAGAAUGUGAAAUGUCAGAAUAAUAGUAGAGAGAAUUAUUUAUUUAAGCUUUUAUUUCUUUCAUCACAUUCCCAGUGGGUCAGAAGUUUACAUACACUCAAUUAGUAUUAGGUAGCAUUGUCUUUAAAUUGUUUAACUUGGGUCAAACGUUUCGGGUAGCCUUUCACAAGCUUCCCACAAUAAGUUGGGUGAAUUUUGGCCCAUUCCUCCUGACAGAGCUGGUGUAACUGAGUCAGGUUUGUAGGCCUCCUUGCUCGCACACACUUUUUCAGUUAUGCCCACACAUCUUCUAUAGGAUUGAGGUCAGGGCUUUGUGAUGGCCACUCCAUUACCUUAACUUUGUUGUCCUUAAGCCAUUUUGCCACAAAUUUGGAAGUAUGCUUGGGGUUAUUGUCCAUUUGGAAGACCCAUUUGCGACCAAUCUUUAACUUCCUGACUGUUGUCUUGAGAUGUUGCUUCAAUAUAUCCCAUCAUUUUCCUUCCUCAUGAUGCCAUAUAUUAUGUGAAGUGCACCAGUCCCUCCUGCAGCAACACACCCCCACAGCAUGAUGCUGCCGCCCCUGUGCUUCACGGUUGGGAUGGUGUGCUUCGGCUUUCCUCCAAACAUAACAAUGGUCAUUAUGGCCAAACAGUUCUAUUUUUGUUUCAUCAGACCAGAGGACAUUUCUCCAAAAAGUAUGAUCUUUGUCCCCCAUGUGCAGUUGCAAACCUAUUGACUCAAAUGAUGUCAAUUAGCCUAUCAGAAGCUUCUAAAGCCAUGACAUCAUUUUCUGGAAUUUUCCAAGCUGUUUAAAGGCACAGUCAACUUAGUGUAUGUAAACUUCUGACCCACUGGAAUUGUGUUACAGUGAAUUAUAAGUGAAAUAAUCUGUCUGUAAACAAUUGUUGGAAAAAUUACUUGUGUCAUGCACAAACUAGAUGUCCUAACCGACUUGCCAAAACUAUAGUUUGUUAACAAGAAAUGUGUGGAGUGGUUGAAAAACGAGUUUUAAUGACUCCAACCUAAGUGUAUGUAAACUUCCGACUUCAACUGUACAUGAUCUGUGCACUUUUCACUGUGACUCAUCUUACUACUGGAAAGAUACAGCAGUUAGGAAGUGUAUCGCUGCUGACCCCAGGCCAGCCCCGUCCUCCAAACGUUGAGCUCUAACACCUGUAUGACCUGUGUCUGUUGUUCUAUAGCCUUGACCUCUAACCCCUGGCCUUUGUCUGUGUUCUCCAGGUGAUUCAGCGCAGGGAAGAUGGCUCGGUCAACUUCUUCAGAGGAUGGGACUCCUACCGUGAGGGAUUUGGCAAGAUCACUGGAGAACACUGGCUAGGUAAGUGUGUGUAUGUGUGUGUGUCUUAUUUGUGAGUGCACGAUCAAGAAGCACCUUGGCCCAGUUCUUGGUUCCAGGACCAUUUGCAAGUGUGGGAUAA